Molecule: messenger RNA, 339 nt
Organism: Drosophila navojoa
Lineage: Eukaryota; Metazoa; Arthropoda; Insecta; Diptera; Drosophilidae
Gene: BomS2
Product: Bomanin Short 2
Biological process (GO): defense response
Source: RefSeq, a predicted model, not a curated record
GUCAGCAGCAUCAGUUCAACUCUGUCGAAUCAACAAUCAACAACAGCGAAUCAACAUGAAAUUUUUCUCAGUUGUCACCGUCUUUGUGCUCGGUCUCUUGGCCCUGGCCAAUGCUGUUCCAUUGUCGCCCGAUCCAGACAAUGUGGUCAUCAAUGGCGAUUGCAAAUACUGCAAUGUCCAUGGCGGCAAAUAGACGUACCCAAAGGCCUUCCUCUGCGGCUCAGCCCCUCCUAGCUUACCUCAAUCUGCUUGGCACAAUAUAUUUAUGUACUCACUGCGUUUCAAAAUCAACUUAGGCAUAUAAAUAAAAUAUAUAAUAAUUACUAUGAAAAACUAAAA